Stylonychia lemnae is the source of this 480-nucleotide messenger RNA. Lineage: Eukaryota; Ciliophora; Spirotrichea; Sporadotrichida; Oxytrichidae. The record is from the annotation of a GenBank genome assembly.
AUGCUAAAGAACAUUCUUCUCCUAGCCUCUUUAGUUGGCUAAGCGUUCUCUGCAAAAACUGACUUCCCUGAGUUUGAUAUAUUUCAUGCAAAUUGUGCAAUGGAAGUCACAUAUCCUUCACAAACAUGCUAACAGGCAUUUACCGCUGUGGAGAAAACAAUUAGAGAAUUUAAUCCUGAACCUGAUGCCAAUGGUAUAUACGCUUUGAAAGAAUCUGCUGAUACUGACUAUAUCUGGACAACAAGAACUACUCCCGUCAAGAAAUACAUCGAUGAUAUAAUAUUUGAAUUCAAGUAAUAAGGUGCAAACUGUAUUGUGUCUUCUAAAAGCAGAUCUCAAACUUUCUCUAUAUACGAUUAUGAGACAAACUAUUGCAACAUAUAUAAUGUUCACAGGUACAUAGGUGGAUUCACCAAUCUUAAAACCAGUUAAUGCAGAUAUGAACCCUCAGAUCCAGUCGAAAGAUGCAAGAUAUAUUGA